AUGGCGAACUCGUUCGGCGCGCAGAUGAUCGCGAUGGCGUUCGAUGGGCCACCCGAGGUUCCACAGGUACGAGAAAGCAGUGCGUCGCCCAACAGUCGACCCGAAAAUCGCAAGGGAAAAUACGGUCCGCCGGGCCCCGUCUAUGGGCCCGUCGGGGCAAAUCGGGACACCAUGCCAGCGGACGUGUGCACCGACGUUGGACGAGUGUCCCCGUACCGCCCACCCCGGAAUCGGCCCCGCCCCGGACCCGCCCGGAACCGGCAAAGAUGGCUUCCCCCGAAGGUACGAGAAAGCAGUGCGUCGCCCAACAGUCGACCCGAAAAUCGCAAGGAAAAUACGGUCCGCCGGGCCCCGUCUAUGGGCCCGUCGGGGCAAAUCGGGACACCAUGCCAGCGGACGUGUGCACCGACGUUGGACGAGUGUCCCCGUACCGCCCACCCGGAAUCGGCCCCGCCCCGGACCCGCCCGGAACCGGCAAAGAUGGCUUCCCCCGAAGGUCACACUACACCGCCGGUGGACGGAACGCGCGCAGGACCGCGCGAACGGCCCCGACGCGCCCACCCGGCCGACGGUAUCAACAUCUGA
Molecule: messenger RNA, 585 nt
Organism: Culex quinquefasciatus (southern house mosquito)
Lineage: Eukaryota; Metazoa; Arthropoda; Insecta; Diptera; Culicidae
Product: translation initiation factor IF-2-like
Exons: 5
Coding region: 1-585 (194 amino acids)
Source: RefSeq, a predicted model, not a curated record